Sphaerodactylus townsendi is the source of this 4272-nucleotide messenger RNA. RefSeq names its product tetraspanin 18 (gene TSPAN18). The record is from RefSeq and is a predicted model, not a curated record. Gene Ontology annotation, cellular component: membrane. The transcript is spliced from 10 exons. Lineage: Eukaryota; Metazoa; Chordata; Lepidosauria; Squamata; Sphaerodactylidae. The coding region runs from base 554 to 1297 and encodes 247 amino acids.
AGGAGAGGCGUCGAGCUCCCCGCCAGAACAGGACGCGGCUGCCCGGCCCGGGAACAAUGCAGUGAAAGGAAGGCGCGGACGGCGAGGAGGGAGGGGGCACGGGCUAGGAGGUGGAGCUGGCUGCAGCUGGCGACUCCGGCUUUCCCAGGCGGCUGGGCAAAGGCAGACGCGCACGCAGCCAGGGAGCGCUCUGCUGUUCCUCGCGCCAGCUCCAUUCGCUCAGCGGCGGCUCAGGGCGCCGGCUGCCUGGCCGCCUCCGGCCCGGGACACAGCGACCCAGCUGCUGGGUGGAGGAAGAGCGGCUGCACAGCAGCGCUGAGGUGCACAGAAAUUAGAUGCAAGAACAAGAUAAAGGUGAAAGUUUGAAGGGCCCCCUGGACUCCUUGAAAGACUAGGAAAGAAAGAAGGAAAGGAAGAAUCUGAGUGAUCAUCACCAGCACCAGGACUCCAUAGGACAAACUUGGCCAGUAAAAGAUACAUGGAACAUAUGAACCAUUAGUGAUAAAAAAGAGACAUUGGAAGACCUGUACAGGAUUAUCCUGAUUCUGUAGCCAUGGAAGGGGAUUGUUUGAGCUGCAUGAAGUACUUGAUGUUUGUCUUCAAUUUCUUCAUAUUUAUGGGUGGCACAUGUCUACUAGGAGUUGGGAUCUGGGUCAUAGUAGAUCCCACUGGAUUUCGAGAGAUAGUGGCUACUAAUCCUCUGCUGUUCACUGGGGCAUACAUCAUGCUGGCCAUGGGUGCAAUGCUGUUCCUGCUGGGCUUUCUUGGGUGCUGUGGAGCCAUCCGUGAGAACAAAUGCCUUCUCCUCUUUUUCUUCAUGUUUAUUUUGCUGAUCUUCCUAGCAGAACUCUCAGCUGCAAUCCUGGCUUUUAUCUUUAGAGAAAAUCUGACUCGAGAGUUCUUCACCAAGGAGUUAAAGAAGCAUUAUCAGGGGAACAAUGAGUCUGAUGUCUUCUCUUCCACCUGGAACUCAGUAAUGAUCACAUUUGGCUGCUGUGGUGUCAAUGGUCCAGAAGACUUUAAAUCUGCUCCACGAUUUCAACUUUUGUAUUCACACGAUGCAUUUCCUGAAGCUUGCUGCCGACGGGAUAUUCAGUCUCGAGAUGGAGUGUUUCUCAGCAAAGAAAACUGUCUCAUGGGGAAAGAAAUAUAUCAAAACCAGCAGGGCUGCUACACUGUGAUUCUGAAUUCCUUUGAAACAUAUGUAUACCUUGCUGGAGCCCUUGCCAUUGGUGUUUUAGCCAUUGAGCUUUUUGCUAUGAUCUUUGCCAUGUGCCUCUUUCGGGGAAUCCAGUAAAAAGCAUUCCAUGAUCAGCUGAACAUUUUUGCCUGACCACAUGCUUUGAAGAAAGUAAAAAUGCAGGAUAAACUUUAUUUUUUGGUUAUCAAAAUAAAAAAAAGGUUUGUAAUAUAUGAAUGACCAAAAGGAUUGUACUUUGGGAGCUGGAACUCUGAGGUGCUGUGCACUGCAUUGCCUUCUCCUAGGACAGUCCUUCAUCAGAAGCCACGCAGAAUGGGUUGCACUAGAACCUCCAAGGCAUGGAGGACAUGAAUUCUGAUGGUCCACACUGAAGCAAGAUGUUGUGUGGGAUUCAUAUGCCUUUCAUGAUAGUGAACCGCCAGCUGGAGAGGAAAAGGUCUCCUUACAUAUACGAGAUCGGAAUUCAGUCUCUUCACUGAUCAGCUGAAGCAUUGUGGAAGCUUUUUUAAGCAUCUAGGGGAAAAAGUAGUUUUGACACUGCGUUGUGAGCCCAUCAACCAAGAUGAGUGAGAAACCACCACUUCAACAUCCAGGAGCUUCUUGGAUCACUGGGAAUGAGGAUCCUUUUGUCUGGAGUACUGCAGAAGUUACAGAUAUUGUGUUGGGAAAUGGGAAGGGGUUAGGGAUUUUUUCUUAAAUCAAGAAGGAUGAGGUCGAAUCAGGAGCUUUCUACAUUCUUUUUCCUACAUUGUGGAAGUGGGUCUUCUCUUCAGUGUUCUGUGAGAGGGCAAAGUCCACAGUAGUCUGACUAUUGACUCCCUCAACUUUACAAAAAGUGUUCCCCUCUAGAACAGCUGGUGCUGCUUCCCUUAGUGGUGGGAGGGUGGGAGAUUUUAUUUUAUAGCUUCUGAAUGUUUUGUUACCACAAUGUUAUGUGCAAGAUGUGUUGUAUAGUUGGCCACUGAUAGCUGUUAAUUAGCUUGUCAUCUCUGUGUUUCAGUGUGCCUUCCAGGUGUGUGGAAAAACCUCCCCAAUGGCCAACAGAGCAAUGAGAAACUUUUACAGUCAUCUUCUGCAGAGGUCCAUCUGUGGAGCUUCUGCCACACUUUUGUUCUGAAAAAUUCCCAUUUAGGUGCUUCUUGGAUUGUGGCAAUCAAAUGUAAUAACAUACCCUGUCCAGAAUCUUUUCCCUCUUCUGCUGUGCCAAAUUAUGGUUUCAGCUAUGUGUAAUACAUUUGGUUGCUUAGAAGCCAACUUUAGAAAACAGAUCCUUGCUUAAAAGGGAGAAGGGACAAAACUGAAGUUCCCAACUGACAGUUCUCCAGAGCCCUGAGCAAAUCUUUGUGGCCAGAAAUUCUAAAGGGUAUAAAAACAUAGCUAAAUGGAGGUGCAAGCUGUACCAAGCAGAAACAACAGGCUAUUGCUAAAAGACAAGAUAAAAAAAAUCUGGCAAUGUUACAUGGCCUGAGAUUUUGUAAAAUUUUGGGGGUCAGCUUGCAGGGAAUGCUCAUGAGUGUUCACCAAAACAAGGUUAUGAACUAAGUAUUAAGCCCAAGUUACAGAUGAUACAAGCAAUAACGAAAGAAUUAAAAGAUCAGCAUCACAAACUACAGCCAGACGAAAGGUUUCAAAUACUGAGCUAAAUAUUUUUAUGUUCCUUGACAUUCUCUCCUGUAAAAGGUUGCACUUAGAGUGCAUGUAGGGUUCAGGAUUACGCAACUGUAGAGCAAGGAAGAGAGGCAACAGGACAGGCCAAUGCAGUUUUCCUAUAGCACAUUGAUAAUUUCAGAUUCUAUACUGAAACCAAUCUUCACAUACACACAUAGAAGGACACACAGAAGCAGGUUUUCCUGAAGCACCUAAUUGGUUCAUACAUGCCAGUACCAUCAAAGUUGGCUGGUAAUAGCUCUCCAAGGUCUCAUGAAAGGGUCCCCCCCACCCUCCCCGCCUAUGUUAUCCAAGAUCCUUUUCACAGGCUAUAAGAGUUACUGAACCCAGGACUUUCUGCAUGUGAAGCACAUGCACUACCUUGAAUGUCCUCUCAAAAUUAAGCAGAACUCCUCUUUAAGAGACAAUCAGUGCAGAUGAGGGGAAACUCAGAACUUUCAUGAGAAUGUUACUUACUUUGGUCUUUCUGCAGCCUCUCAUUUCCAGUAGCUGUCUUCUUUCACUCUUGUCUAGUUUUUUGAUUCCCCUCCCCAUCCAAGCCUCCACAUUUUCAGUCACCUGCCAUUUCCCUUAGAAUACUCAUUUAUAACAAUCCUAAAGACAAGACACUGUCCUCUUUAAUGGAAUUGGAAAAAAUAGCUUCACAGAAUUAGAAAAAAAUAUUUGCUGGGGCUGUUGAUUCCUGUAGCUAAAUGGGGUCUCAAAGGAAGGAGUAAAACACACAACAACUGCAGAAUCUGAACGGCAUCCCCUCUUCCAAGAGAUGAGGAUAUAUUGCAGGACAGCCUCUGGUUCAAAAUGAAGACCCCCCUCCUCCACACACACAUUUUUAAACAAGAAAUGCACAUAAUAUAACAUACCAUAAUAUGAACUGUUCUGCAUCAUGUUCCUUUCAAGAUUCUUAUGCAAAAUAAGAGUGCGUUUCAAGUAUUGUAAUGGCUGAUGCACCCUUUUGGUAUAAUAUAUGAGAGGAUAGGCACAAUCCAGCAUGCUGUUUUCCUGAACAAGACUUAUUUAGAUGAAUGGGAAGAUGCUGAAAUCUUGUGGAACUUGAGCCUGAGAGCUUCAGGUCAGAUUUGUGAUUAAAUUCUAAUUGAUUCUGUGAACCUAGAUCCACUCAGUCCCUUCCACUGUCUGCUGUUGUCACUGUUACAAGUGCCUGGGAAAACAGGCCACUUGUGAAGUAAAUGUCGAAAUCUAUUUUAAAUUUUUUAAUGUUCUUUUUGUUAGAAAGCUAGAGCUAAUUUAUCUUGUAUUCCCUACUGUAAUGCUUUUUUAUAUUGAAAGGGUCUUUUUGUAAUAUAAAACAGACACUACCCCUGGAACAUUCUGCACAGUUUCAGUGUGCAUUUCCUUAAAAAAAUUAAAAAGAAAAAAAUAAAGAUAUUGUAACAAUGAAGUGA